Lachancea sp. 'fantastica' is the source of this 1812-nucleotide messenger RNA. The record is from the annotation of a GenBank genome assembly. Lineage: Eukaryota; Fungi; Ascomycota; Saccharomycetes; Saccharomycetales; Saccharomycetaceae.
AUGUCAACGUUCCAGCAAGUCAAGCCCAAAAAUGUCACCAGCACGACAACAACCACUAGCAUCACAUGCGAACAGUCUCAGAAGCUUGUCCAGACAAUGCUCACCAUGUCUUUUGGGUGCCUUGCCUUCCUCAGAGGACUCUUUCCCGAUGAGAACUUCGCGGAUCAAAGAUUCGUGCCAGAAAAGGUGAGAAAGGGUUACGAUAAAGAUCGUAGUGCAACGCAGUCUAGUUCGAUCAAGAUCAAAACCCUAGUACGUGGAAAGACACUCGAGGCAGACCUUUUUCUGGACUGGCUGGAAAAGGGAGUAUUUCAGUCUAUAAGACACAAGUACCUGAAAGGUUUGAGUUUAGGUGUUUUCGCCCAAGAAGAUGCACCAACGGAAUUGAUUGAGGAUUACCUUUUCAGUUUUAGCUACGGCGAUGAUGGACAAGUUCAUCUUAGCAUGAAUGGAGAGAACGAGUCCAUUUCGCUUUUAGACUCAAGAAAAGUGGUGCAGCAACUUAUGCGGCGAUUUAUUAUCAUCACUCAAUCACUUGAACCGCUUCCCGAAAAGCGUUUUCUCUCCAUGCGACUGUUAUUCAACGAAAACACACCGGCUGACUAUCAACCCCUGCUUUUCAAAGACGUAAGCCGGGAAAGGCCUGCAACGGUGCAAGUUCCUGCGUCCACAGACCUCGACACAUAUUCAGUGGGGUCACUUGAUACAAGGCAUCACAAGGUUGCUCUUAAAGUCCUGUCAGUCGUCGAAACUGGGGAUGCAUCAGCUAAAACCAUUACCAGAAAUGUUGAUCCGUUUAGCCUCAUUGAGGAGUCCGAGAGCUUAGAUGAUGAAACCUCGAGCGCAAGUCAAACAAUCGAAGGUCCAAGUCAAACAAGUCGUUGUCUACAAGGGCUUCUUUCAUCUCAAUCAGAUAGUGUCGCGCAAACUCAGUAUCUCGCCGACAACCGCGCGGACUAUGAGUGUCAAUGUGAAACGCCUUUCCCUCAAACUGGUACCCAUUGGCUUACUUGCAGUACCUGCAAGAGGAAGCUUCACAAAGUUUGCUAUGGAAACCUAUCUCACGGAACAAUCAGUAAGUGCCUAUCGUGUUUAAACAGGAACAACGUCGUCGAUUUUACAGCAAUUGCUUUCAAAGUGCUGAUGAUGCUCAGAAGGAUCUACAGGUUUUGGAUUAAAAAGCCAAAAUUUCCGAGUGAAGUUUCCGAGCUUUACAAGGUUUUGGCAGGAGAGCAACCCGGCUCAGAUGUCAUCGACAUCAUAAAUUUGGCUCUUUCAAUUCUAUUUUCCGACGACGUACUAGUCUUGGAAAAAGAGAGGCGAAAGCAGGCUAGAAGAACACAGUACCUGAGGUCAUCAGAUUACAUUUAUGUGGACCAUCGUGGCAUAAUGGUCAAGGGCAUUGGCGAGCUUUCAGCACCUUCCCGAGUGGUUUGGACUUUUGUCUUUAACUCUCCCAAUGCUCAAUCUGCCUAUACCAACGUAACCUUUGGAAGUCUAGAGCUUCUACAAGAUGCUUUGCAAAACGUUGAAAGGUCUCUUGCUAUGAUUGCUAGAAUGCAGCACUCUGCCGCCCAAAACUUGAUCGCUCGAAAUUCGUCGGGUUCGUCCCUAGAGUUCAGUUCAUUGAGAAUAGAUGAUGAUACUCAAAACACUUUAGAGUCGAACAAAAGGAGCCAUCAGAGUCUGACCCCAGAUCUAGAUAUAGGCAGAGAUCAUGACUUUGAGGAUAUAGCAAAUGAGCAAAACUCCAAUACAACGAAAAUCAGGAAAAUAAGUGCUUCUAAGAAGACUUUGAGGAGCGUAUGGUAG